AUGGGAGGGAAAUGCUUAAUCUCAAUCUUCACAGACCAAGAUCAAGCAAUGUGCUCUGCAAUACAUAAGGUCUUUCUAGAGGUCAGACAUAGAUUAUGUGUAUGGAAUUUGGAACAAAAUGCUAUUACAAGAUUUGGAUCAUUGAAACAAGACAAGGAUUUUAAGAGAACAUUCUCCUACAGUUUGAAACGAUGUGUAACUGAAGUUGAGUUUGAAACUGUAUGGAACUCAAUGAUUGAGAAGUAUAAUUUACAAGAAGAUAGUUGGUUCCAAAGAAUUUAUGAUCUAAAAGAAAAGUGGUGUCCAGCUCUAAGCAAAGACUUCUUCUCAGCUGGUAUCCUCUCUUCCCAACAAAGUGAAAGUACCAAUCAUGCAAUUGGGUUUAGAGAAAAUAGAUCAACAAGCUUGACUAAAUUCUAUAGCAUUUUCAAAGCUUGUAUACAACGUUGGAGAAGCACGGAAAAACAUGAUGAGUUCUCGUGUAGUAAAUCAACUGCAUCAUCAGCAAUACCAUUAUCUGGUCUGCUGAAACAUGCAUCAGAAAUCUACACUUUGUCUUUAUUCACAGAUUUUGAAGAAGAAUUUGGGUAUUUCAUUGCAACUACCACAAAAUUGCUUUGGCAAAAUGGUAGUACCUUGUUCUAUUUAGUGGCAAUUGAAAGUGAACCUUGGUCGCAACGAAAAGUCACUUUGGAAUCUGACAGCAACCAAGUUAAAUGCACUUGCAAGAACUUUGAAGCUUCUGGAUGGUUAUGCUACCACUGCAUCAGAAUAUUACACUUACAUUCAGUGAUGAGAAUACCAGAUCAGUAUAUAAAGAAGAGAUGGACAAAGUUUGCAAAAUCAUCAAUUUGGGAAAGACGUGACAAUGAAGAACCUAAACAACUUCAAUACACACCUUGGCGUCAAACCAUGGCUAGAAAAUUCUAUAAUCUAAUAUUAAAAAGUCAAUUGAAUGAAGAGGCGAGAACCCUUAUCGAGGACAGUUAUGCUGUGAGCCAUUCUCUUGUUGAAGAACUACUAACAACCAUCAACAACACUACUGAAGCAGAGACUAACCAAGCUACUGAAACAGAGACCAACCAAGCUACUGAAGUAGAGACUAACCAAGCUACUGAAGCAGAGACCAACAAAGAUACUGAAGCAGAGACUAACCAAGCUACAUCAUUAAGUACAUCAACUGAGGCACCUCUUAUAUUAAAUCCUGAACUUACAACAACAAAAGGAAGGAACAAAAGGCCACGAGGACCACUGGAGAAGAAAAGAAAGAAGACUGCAGUACCACCACUUGAGUUUGGAGCUAUAACCCCUAUUUUGAGACUAUUUUAA
This is a messenger RNA of Chenopodium quinoa (quinoa), 1329 nucleotides long. RefSeq names its product protein FAR1-RELATED SEQUENCE 1-like. Gene Ontology annotation, molecular function: zinc ion binding. Gene Ontology annotation, biological process: regulation of DNA-templated transcription. Bases 1 to 1329 code for a protein of 442 amino acids. NCBI's taxonomy places the organism in Eukaryota, Viridiplantae, Streptophyta, Magnoliopsida, Caryophyllales, Amaranthaceae. The record is from RefSeq and is a predicted model, not a curated record. The transcript has 2 exons.